This is a messenger RNA of Leptosia nina, 666 nucleotides long. NCBI's taxonomy places the organism in Eukaryota, Metazoa, Arthropoda, Insecta, Lepidoptera, Pieridae. The record is from the annotation of a GenBank genome assembly.
AUGUCUGGAACACGCACGCAAGUCGCGGACUCGUCGACGUCACCGCCUCUAAUUGAAAACCGCCGGCUUGAUUAUUCGGGGCUGAAGUUCACUUAUGCAGACGGUUCGGACGACGAGGGUCCGCAGUUGACGUCCGAGCUGCCUUCGUGUGUAUACGCUGCAGCCAGGGGUCGCCUGCAGUUGCCGCUGGCUGCUUACGUUCAUCAGCAUUCAAGGCAACUACAUACAGAUGGUAUCUUGGAGACCUCGAUGGAGCCCGAAUAUCAAUGCGGAGGAUCGCCAUACAGAGUUCAGCGAGCUGCGGCGAAUGUUCGCGAACGAAGGCGAAUGCUGAGCAGUAUAAACUCGGCGUUCGACGAGUUGCGGGUACACGUCCCCACUUUUCCAUAUGAGAAGAGAUUGAGCAAGAUCGACACACUCCGGCUUGCUAUUGCAUAUAUAGCGCUAUUGAGAGAAGUACUAGACGCUGAUUAUGAUCCUUUGACGUACGUUGAGAAAUGUCUUCGGGGCGAGAUCAAAGCUGAUCGUGCGCAUUGGAAUACAAGUGACUUAACAGCACGACUUUCAUGGAUAAACUGGGAGAACCUCGGAGUAAAUCCUCAGAGGAGGAGCGUCCUAACAUCACUGGCGCUCAGUUCCGAAAACUUACAAUACCCUCACAACUGA